CGGAGAUCGGAGUGUUGCUGCUCCCAGAAGCGGCUGGAACGCGUCCGCCAGCUCGCUGGGAUCUGACUGUGGAAUCUCCACUGGGAACCGGCUGCACCCGCCGGGAUCGCCCCUCCGCAGCACAAGCGCCGGAUUAUGGCGACAGAGAGUAUACAUGGAGCUUGGAGUUCUAUCUUCCUCACAUGCUAUCUUUGUGAAAGGAACAAUUUGGACCAAGAUGGGCUGGAGGCAAAAUGAUAAGCUUGCAAUUACCCAGCACCUUAUUGUAUCCUCUGGACAUCUUGUUAACAGAGUGAGUGUUGGCAAAGGUAGCGGAGACUGCCCUUGAAUCUCCAUUGGUGGUGCCAUGGCUGGCGGGCAGUGCAGAUUUAGUGAAGGUGACAGCUCAGCCUGUGCAACAUUCAAAUUUUGUACUGAUGUCCUGGAGCUGGAGACAAAAUAGAUGAGAAUGUUUUCAUGGAAUUCAUUGGAAAGUCACUCCAGAGGCCAUUGGGUUUUUGUCUGCAGUUGGAGUCUUUGUUGUCUUAUUGGCAGUUCUGUUCCUCAUCAUCAACAAAAAACUGUGCUUUGAAAAAAUUGGUGGCCUCCCAUGUCUUGAACUGAAGCGAGAAAAGAAGCGGGUCCGAGAAAAGGCUGGAAUCCACAAGGGCCUCGCUCACAACAAAGUAGCUGUUGACACAUUAAAACAUCAGGACCACCGGUGAUCAAGGAGCGUGCAUUUCAGUAACCAUGGCUUCUGAUGAAAUUUUGAAGAAGGAUCCUGCCUUACAGUCUUUUUCUGCUUGGAUGUCUCAGAUGUCUGAAUCAUUCCAACAAGCUGGGAGCUCAAUUUCCAAUGCACUUCUAAAUUUUCGUCAAGGUGCACCUAAUCAAACAUUGGACUCAGGGGUGUCAGGCUCUACAACAAAAGCAGAGCAAGAGGGUCAGGAGUGUCAUUCAGUUCAGGUAACAGAUCCAGUUUUACGUGCUGCUGAUGAUAAAAAAUAUGCAGGCGGAGAUUUACAAGCAGCAACUGUUGAUGAGUUAGAGCCUUUGGAGUACCAUGAUGCUGAGGUAGGAAUGUAUCAUGUUGAUGUCGAGACAAUUCAAAGACAGCCUGGUGCUCACAUUUUGCAAGGUGAAGACCUAGAGCAAGACUCUUCAUGUUUGUGCAAUCGGAUAGAUUCAACUGUUGGAAACGACAAUGUUUAUAGCAAAAUGGAUGCUAAUGGCCAUGAAUCUCCAAAUUAUCUGGCUGCCAUUCCAGAAGAAAUGGAGAACGUGAAUAAUCAGAUUGAAUCUGAUCACAUCUACGUCAAUGUUAAGUGUGAACCAGGUUAUAAGGAGCUUGGAAUUGAUACAGAAUGUGAGGCAGUGAACAGUUAUGGGGAUGAUGAAGAGUUGACAACAUCCACAGACAGCGAUGAGGAAGUGAUCAAACAGUUUGAAUUCUCGGUAUCGAGGUCCCAAAGUUUCCGGACUACAGUGUCAGAGAAGGUGACACAGGCUGGUUUAGAGCGUAGGCAGAAACUUAAUUGUUUAUCUUCGAAUCACGAAGAGUUCAGCACAGAAGCCUCUGAAGUUGAAGACACGGAUAAACAGCAUCAGUUCAGCUUCCAAGAUAAUUGCUCGUACGAAGAAGACGAGUUGUCUAUGAGCUCAGCCAUUGGAUUUGAGGAUGGAGCUGAACAUCAGAAGGUUUCUGAUGAAGCAGCUGGAACUCCAGUCAAUAAUCACAGGAUGCAGCAAACAGAGAAGGGAAAUCCGGAUCAAGAGACCAACUUUGAUAAUCAGGCCUAUGAAGGAAUUGACCAGACGGAUAGUUCCUCAGUCUGGAGUCCAGAGGAGGCAGAUGGCAGGCUUACAGCCCCUCAGCAGCUGGAGCCACCUGGACCUAUUUCAAAAUGUGGAGAUCUCUACGUUAUUUUCAAUUACAAACCCUCCAACCACAAACUGGAUGUUACGAUAAUCACUGCUAAAGACAUUCCGGCUAAGGACAGGAGUGGCGCUAGUUCAUGGCAGGUACACGCAGUCCUUCUCCCUAGCAAGAAACAACGCUCCAAAACCAACAUCCAGCGAGGACCCGAGCCUGUCUUCAAUGAGACCUUACUGUUUCACAAGUUGGUGCCAGAGGAGCUGCAUUAUUCUGCUCUCCGGUUCCGCCUGUAUGCUGUAAGGAAGAUGAACCGGGUGAGAAUGAUGGGGGAGAAGUUGUUUUACCUCAAGAAUUUGAAUCAAGAGGGGGAAAUGGAAGUUUCCUUACUACUGGAGCCAAGGAGCAACAUAAGUAGCGGAGGUUCACAGAUCAGCCUGUCUGCCGUCUCUCACAGUGACAGUGCUUCAUCGACACAAUCUCUUUCACAUGGUGGAGUUCCAGAACUACUCGUUGGAUUAUCUUACAAUGCCACAACAGGAAGGCUUUCUGUUGAAGUGAUCAAAGGUAGUCACUUCCGAAACUUGGCGCUCAACAGGCCGCCUGACACAUAUGCAAAACUCUCCCUCCUUAACUCAGCUGGGCAGGAGAUGUCACGGUGCAAGACAUCCAUUCGACGUGGUCAACCUAACCCAGUCUACAAGGAGACUUUCAUCUUUCAGGUUGCUCUUUUCCAGCUCUCUGAAGUCACAUUGAUGAUCUCAAUUUACAACCGACGCAGUAUGAAGCGCAAGGAAAUGAUAGGUUGGAUUUCCAUGGGUCAGAACAGCAGUGGGGAAGAAGAGCAAAAUCACUGGCUGGAGAUGAAGGAAUGUCAAAGCCAUCAGGUGUGCAGAUGGCACACACUACUGGAAUCUUAAACAUGCUUUGGCUCAAUAAAGGACAGCUUUUGAGACCUCUUAUCUGUGCAACAGACAUCUGUUGUAUUGCAAUGUUCAGACUCUUUGUUAAAACCUUAAGGUAGUCAAAUAGUCCAAGAAUUUACUAUGUAGAGCAGAUUGCUUAUCUAGCAUGAGAAAUUCUUACAGGGAUUUGAAAGCUAUUUCCAAGAGAUAAGUGCCUGUGGAGGAGCUAUGUCACUGUGAUAUAAAAACAAUGACAAAUCAGUAUUUAGGAUGAACAUGUAGUACAAAGGAACUGCUGUUGCUAUAGAUGUAAGUGCAUGUUACAUUAACUCUUUAAUUGGUCAUUAGUUAGUGCCAAGCCAUGCAUGCAAAAAUAAUUGGGUUCUUUAAAUGUUUCCUUCCAGUGAGAGUUGAGCAGUCUAUAAUUUAUUGACAAUUGCAAAUGCUAAAUAACACUGAUUUUGUUAAAAAAAAGUCUCUUAACAAUAAUAAAACAAACAGUACAGAAUGAAGCAUUGGUAAAAUAAAAUAUCUCUCUAGAAAUGUCAGAGUCUAGAAUAUCCCAAGCAGGCAUGAUCAAAACUGGCUGUGAAACGGCUUUGAGUGAUUACAGUGUUUGAGGACAAGAUGAGUAUACAUCAUUACCUGUCACCUGAAGCAGCUUUCUGCAAAUUGUAUGUUAUUUGCUGUUGUCUCUGCCACUAAAUAUUAGAUUAUUACAUUUUUAUGCCUUUUGAUGAUUCAAAUCCCAGAACUGCAUAAACACUGUUGUGCUUGGCAUCAAACUCCAUUUGAAAGUAAAACACAGCCCUUCUGAGGAUGAAUACCAAGAUGAGAUAAAUCCAAAAGAUGAUUCUAUUUUAAGUAUAUUCAACCAGCAACUUAGAAAAUUACUGCCCUACUCUGCAUUUUUCUCCAAGCUGUUUGGAGAGGACAAAUAGCUUUGCAUAAGUAAAGAAUCCUACUGUAGGAAUAUAAUUGAAUUCAUAAAAUAUAGGUGAAUUGACUGUCUGAUUUAACACACGUCUGAUGGGUACAAGCUGCAAAUGAAAUGUCUUGAGAAUGGCUUAACCUUGUGCUAAUAUAUUUUUCAAACAAUUACAAUUGACAGUGGACAAAUAACUUCACAACAGCGCUAUUGCUAAAAGAAUUUGUAUUGUGGAAGCAGACCAUUUGGUCCAUCAGUUUUGUAUCCUGUGUUUUUCUUCAUGUGAUCUGUAGUUCAGUUAAUUUUCUGGCAUUUAACAACCUAUACUUUCAAAUAAUUAUUUAAUUCCUUUGGGAAAAAAAUAAUGAAUUAUGCUUCAAAAUAACCUUUUUUGGAGGAAAAUCCACAGCAGUCACAACAAUCAAUGGUUAAAAUCAAUGUGGAAAUUCACCGCCAUUUACCUUAAAAUUUCUUUUUUUCUUUUUUUCAUCUUCCUCCCUUUCAUUUUACAAGUUUCUUAGUCCCAAACUGAUUUGUGAGAGAGCUCUCUGUUUCCAGCAAAGAAUAAAUAAUUCCUCUUCCGUCAGAUUGCAUUCUCCACUUCAUUACCACAUUUUCACUGCCCCCUUUUCUGCUCUUUUUAGCUUCUCUGUUUUUUCUCUUUUCUGUUUCUCUCAGUAUUUGUGCUCCCUAUGCUGUUCUCAAUGAUCUCAAAUGCUAUUUUAAUGUUCUUGUAAAUAAAAGUUGUUGUGGUGGAUCUGCAAUUCUACUGUUGGUAUGUAGUCUCUCCACAUUGACCAAACCUGGGGUCUGGGU
Messenger RNA from Pristis pectinata (smalltooth sawfish), 4501 nucleotides. Its product is annotated as synaptotagmin-16-like. The record is from RefSeq and is a predicted model, not a curated record. The transcript is spliced from 9 exons. Lineage: Eukaryota; Metazoa; Chordata; Chondrichthyes; Rhinopristiformes; Pristidae. The coding region runs from base 730 to 2772 and encodes 680 amino acids.